This is a messenger RNA of Daucus carota subsp. sativus, 1465 nucleotides long. RefSeq lists its product as uncharacterized. The transcript has 10 exons. NCBI's taxonomy places the organism in Eukaryota, Viridiplantae, Streptophyta, Magnoliopsida, Apiales, Apiaceae. The record is from RefSeq and is a predicted model, not a curated record. Bases 371 to 1342 code for a protein of 323 amino acids.
AACGAAAACCACAGAGCUAAGUAUCAAAAUCCGUUGACCCCGAGUGACAAAAAAUCUCACUUGUAAAUCCCCGUUUCGUUUCGUCUAUAAAUUGGCACAAAUAUCGAUACGUUGUCGAAAGCAACCAAACAGAGCUCGCUCUUCUUUGUAUCUCUAAUUCCCCUCGCUCACGGCAGGGUCGGGGUUUUGUAUAAUAAAUCAACCUAUACACACAACAUACUUACACAUACAUUACCCCCACCCCCGCCACUUUAUUCUUAACAAAGCAAGAGAUCUAUUUAUUUUUAAUUUUUAGGGUUUGGUUCGACUCAAUUCGAUCUCGUCUCUCUCAUUCUUUACCUGGUCGAGGCUGAUUAAGCAACUGAAAUUAAUGGCGUCUAGAACAAUAAGGAGAAGGCUCCACCAUAGGGAUGUUGAUGGGAAAAAGCAUGAACAUUUUGUGUCAUCUGAGGCGGAUGGCUUGAAUGAACCUUUACUUGGGAGAAAUGACUAUGAAGAUAAGCCCCUGGAGGGUGAAACACUUUCAGAUAUCUUGGAUGAGGAAAAAAGAAAAGAACAGUUGCAUUGGAUGUUUAUUUUCUCAAACCUAAUUGCACAAUGGGCACAAUGGUUAUCGAAUUUGCUGCUUAGUUCAGGAUCACUUAUUGGGCGUUUUCUGCCUUUCGCUUCUGGCACUUUAAGUGGAUCAGCCAAUAGAGCUCUUCUGCAUCCAUUAAGUCCCUUGCAGGAAGCAAGACUCGCUAAUCUAAAGCAAAGACUGGAAGUCCCUUUUGAUGGUUCUUGUGUGGAGCAUCAGGAUGCUCUGAAACAGUUGUGGAGACUAGCUUAUCCAGAAAGGGUACUCCCAGCUCUUAAAUCUGAGCUCUGGAAAGACAUGGGAUGGCAAGGACCUGAUCCUUCUACAGACUUCAGGGGUGGAGGAUUAAUAUCACUGGAGAAUCUUAUUUUCUUUGCCAAGAUGUAUCCGGAGGCAUUCCAGAAUUUGCUUCACAAAAGUGAUGGAAAAAGAGCUGAAUGGGAGUAUCCAUUUGCUGUCGCUGGCAUUAAUAUCUCUUUCAUGCUGAUUCAAAUGUUGGAUCUUCAGUCAGGAAAACCAACAUCGUUGGCGGGAUUACGCUUCUUAGAUUUGCUAAGUGAAGAUGAAAUGGCAUUUGAUAAUCUGUAUUGUGUGGCCUUCCAAAUGCUGGACGCUCAGUGGCUUGCCAAACGAGCAUCGUAUAUGCAAUUCAAUGAGGUUCUGAAGUCUACAAGGGCACAGCUAGAGCGUGAGCUUGCACUUGAAGAUACUUACAGUGUGAAAGACCUACCAGCAUACAAUAUGUUGAAAAAGCAGUCAUCAUAAAAAAAGUAUAUAAUUUGUAUGUUGCUGGUAUCACAGCUGUAAUUGUAACUGAAAGCAAAUUUUUCUCAAGGGGUAUAUAUCAAAUUGUCAAUUUUAUUUGAAAAAAUUGUGCAAGUUGAUCAA